This is a messenger RNA of Sphaeroforma arctica JP610, 852 nucleotides long. RefSeq lists its product as hypothetical. Bases 40 to 852 code for a protein of 270 amino acids. Lineage: Eukaryota; Ichthyosporea; Ichthyophonida. Gene Ontology annotation, cellular component: nucleotide-excision repair factor 1 complex. The record is from RefSeq and is a predicted model, not a curated record. The transcript is spliced from 7 exons. Gene Ontology annotation, biological process: resolution of meiotic recombination intermediates; nucleotide-excision repair involved in interstrand cross-link repair; double-strand break repair via homologous recombination. Gene Ontology annotation, molecular function: single-stranded DNA binding; single-stranded DNA endonuclease activity; damaged DNA binding.
GGUAUAUGUGCAUAUCUAUUCAGGUAUCAAUACAUAACCAUGGCUAGAAGUUGUCAUAAGGUGCUGCCGUAUGAAGCGGAGAUAUUCUCGCAGAUGGUGGACGAAGAUGGAUUGUUGAUCAUGGGGAGGCACCUGGGCAUCCAUCGUUUAGUGAGGCAGUUUGUGAAGCUCUACAGCCAGCCAACCUCCCUAGUCAUUGUACUCAAUACUAGUCAUGAAGAACGUGCCAUGUUCAUCGACUCUAUUGCAAUUGAUGGCGAUACCCCGCUACUACCCAAGAUCAUCACCAACGAAUGCGAUGCGAAACGACGGAGUGAGAUAUACCUUUCAGGGGGAGUACUCUUCGUGACGUCGCGCAUUCUUGUGGUAGACAUGCUGAGUGCAGUGGUGCCUAUUGAGUCGCUUUCGGGGUUUCUGGUGUGCAAUGCUCAACGCGUCUCGGAGAAGAGUAGUGAGGCAUUCAUCCUGCGUCUGUUCCGAGAAAAGAACAAGACCGGAUUUAUCAAGGCCUUCACCGAGAGUCCGUCUGGCAUGGCGCACGGAUUUGCUCAAGUGCAACGAUUGAUGAAGAAUUUGUUUGUGGUCAACUUGUUUAUUUGGCCCAGAUUCCAUGCAUCAGUGGCAGCUUCCCUGACUAAACACCCCGUGGAUGUUGUGGAACUGGACAUCGAACUCACCGAAGACAUGCAGACCAUUCAGACAGCCAUCUUAGCCAUCCACAGCAUGUGCCUGCAGGAGAUCAAGCGCACAGUACCUGGCAUCGAAAUGGACGACCUUAGCCUCGAAACUGGUAUGGCUCAGUCCCAUUUGAAGUAUGGCUCGGUUGUAUUAUAUGUCGUAUUUGUCGCUUAG